ACUGUAGAGUCUCCGUGCUGAAAACCUCUUCCAGCACUAGAACUCAAGAUCUCCUUUCCCCUACCUCUUCGGGAUUUAUCUUUAGCUUAUCACAGAUGCUGAAUGAGAUAAUCAGUGGCAGUUAACAGACCGUUACAUUCCCUUCUGCCCGCCGGACACUACAAGUCCCAGAAUACAGUUCGCUGCCUUCCAAAGAAAAUAGCUCACCCAUCCCAGCAUGCAAUGCGCUAACAAGCCGCGAAGAUUUUUUUCUCGUCCCGCCGAAACAGAGCAAAGCAUUCUGGGACUUGUAGCCCUUGAGACGCCUUUCCGUAGGUCCUCCAAGUUACUCCGUGUCCGGUCCCGCCUAUUCUCUGCUCCCCUUAACGUUUAGGCUCGUCUCGGCCCACUUGAAGACCAGGAAGUUGAUCAAUCCCGUGGACGGCUGCUGAGAGACGGUGGCGCGAGUGAGACAGUCGCCAGGGAUGGCUGAGCGUGAGGAUGCAGCGGGUGUCUGGGCUGCUCUCCUGGACGCUGAACAGAGUCCUGUGGCUCUCGGGACUCUCUGAGCCGGGAGCUGCCCGGCAGCUCCGGAUCAUGGAAGAGAAAGCGCUAGAGGUUUAUGAUUUGAUUAGAACGAUCCGGGACCCAGAAAAGCCCAGUACUUUAGAAGAACUGGAAGUGGUCUCGGAAAGUUGUGUGGAAGUUCAGGAGAUAAAUGAAGAAGAGUAUCUGGUUAUUAUCAGGUUCACGCCAACAGUACCUCAUUGCUCUUUGGCGACUCUUAUUGGGCUAUGCUUAAGAGUAAAACUUCAGCGAUGUUUACCAUUUAAACAUAAGUUGGAAAUCUACAUUUCUGAAGGAACGCACUCAACAGAAGAAGACAAAUCAGAGAUCUGAGAACCAAAAGACAUCCUUAAGAUUGGGCCUACCUUCCUUCCAAGGACAAUCCUGGACCCCUUCAUAGAUAAGGAACAAAUGUGGAGAGGGCCAGAUGGCAUACACAAUUUUGAAGAUCAAGAAGUCCACCAAAGAGGUUUUGAUUAAACCAACCUAAAUGUAUGGUCUUUAUUUGUAGUUCAUUUGGUUUGUUUUAGGGGUUAAUGGUCAUGUGAAGUACAGUAGCCUCCAACAUGGGCCCCUCACUUCCUGGUAUUCAUGCCCUUCUAGAAUUACCUUCCAUAUUGAAUUAAAGCCAAUGGAUGUGAUUAAUACAGAAUGGCAGAAGUGACUGUAGGUGACUUCUGAGGCUAGAUCUUAAAAGGUAUUGCUGCUUUCACCUUAGUCUCUUGGAUUGCUCAUUCUAUGGGGAUCCAGCCACUAUGUCACGAGAACUCAAGCCACCCUGUAGAGAAUUCCACAUGGAGUGCAACUGAGGCCUCCAAACAAUAACCAGUGCCAAUUUGCAAACCAUGUGAGUAAACUCCUGAGCCAGAACUGCCUAGCUUCCAAAUUCUGGAUUCGGGCACUUUCUUGGGUGCUGAGGACACAGAGAUAAAUCAGCCAUUGUUUGUCCUCCUGGAGUUCAUACUUAGCAACUUACACCUCAGCUGCUCUCUGCUCCAGGCAGUGAGUGAUUGAGGCUGUCUUACCUGGUGCCUGAGCUAGUCCUGGCCAAGUAGAAACAGAAGCCAGGCAGCAGGACCAAAGACAAAACUCUGCCUUAGGACCUGUCUGGUGAGGGCGCUACUGACGUGCAAUUCCAAGUGGAUCAUUGUUAGAGGAGUCACCUGAAUUGCUGGCCAUGCUGCUCCUGUAAGCUAGAUGUGUCUUCUGUUUUCUCCACUACUACCAGAAUGAUUUCUCUUUUUUGUGUGACUCACUCCAGCUUCCUAGUCCUAGGUGAGAUCUCUAGUCGGCUGAUCUCAAGUCACAUGUCCAUGUCCUGGCUGCCAAGAAGGCAGGAGAAAAGAUAACGUGACCUUUGAUGUGGGGAGGUGGACUCUGUCCCCCAGCAAGACUCACAUGGUAGGAAUUCUAUAACAGAGUGAGAGGGUUAAAAAAACUAAUGACUACUACAUGAAUUAUCUUAGAAUGAAUUUGGCCUGGUGCUCAUGCCUUUAAUUCCAGCACUUCGGGAGGCCAAGGCAGGUGGAUCAUGAGGUCAGGAGAUCAAGAUCAUCCUGGCCAACAUCGUGAAACCCCGUCUCUACUAAAAAUACAAAAAUGAGUCGGUUGUGGUGGUGCACACGUGUAUUCCCAGUACUUGGGAGGCUGAGGUAGGAGAAUUGCUUGAACACAGGAGGCAGAGAUUGCAGUGAGCCAAGGUCAUGCCACUGCAUUCCAGCCUGGUGACAGAGCAAGAUUCCAUCUCAAAAAAAAAAAAAAAUUUAACUUUAUUAAUCAUAAUAACAUCUACAUAGAAGUGAAUAAUAGAGGUACAUAUAUAGUCACAAGAUGUGUUAUCUAGUCCAUCUUUGGCAAGGUUAGUACACAUUUUUGGAAAAGGGCCACAUGGGCAAUAUUUUAGGCUUUUCAAGCCAUAUGCUCUGUUGUAACUAUUCAACUCUGCCCUCAUAGCACAAAAGCAGCUGACGGUCUGUAAACCAAUAAGCGCGAUUUCACUCCAAGAAAACUUUGGACACAGGUUUGAGUUUCAUAUAAUUUUCAUGUGUCAUGAUUGUUUCAACCAUUUAAAAAUAUAAAAACCUUAGCUUGUGGGUUGUACAAAAUCCAGCAUUGAACUAGAUUUGGCCUGUGUGCCGUUAGUAAACUCCUGAUUUAUAAGAAUGAUCAUUCUUUGUGGAAAGUCGGACCAGUUGGAAAAUCAGAUAAAAGAUGUGGAAUGGGAGGUCCCUAGGGGGAAAAAGGCACUCACAUGAAACUUUGUAUAUGACUUCAGGACAUUCACAGACUUGCUUAGGAGCCAGUGGAGCCUAGGUUAAUAACUCUGCUUUACAAGUAGUGCUGGCUAAACACUGGGCUUCCCCCUCCCUCAGUAACCCCCCCGAGUCCUGAGGGUUCACAGCUUUGGCUGGGACUAUAGGGGCAGAAGGAAGUGAUACCUUUCCUCACCCAUUAUAAAGGUCAUGGCCAGCACCCCUAUGAAAAAAGAUAGGAUAACAAGAGAAAAGCAUAACAAAUGUAGUCAAUCCAAGUUUUAUGUGACUCAGCAGGCUUCAGAUGAAGAAUCCAGAGACCCAGGGAAAACUAUUUUUCUGCUUAGGUGCCACCGCAUUCCAGCUUGGGUGACAGAGUGAGAUCGUGUCUCAAAAAAAAAAAAAAAAAAAGACUGGUCAACUGUACAGAAAUGUGAUUGGACAAAAAGUACGAUCUGAUGGUAAUGGACGAAGUGGGGAAACCCAGCAAGGCCUGUCCAGAUUCUUCCUGGCCUUUCUGUGUAGCAUUCCUUCUUCCUGGGUAUGGAGCAGAACCCCUCUGGAAUGAGAGUCUUAUGACCUACUGUUAGAUAAGGUAGGUCAGAUAAUUUCUUUAUGGCCAGCUCAUGCACAGAAGGGCGGGGGAAAGUCAGAGUACUAUUUCUAGGUUUUAUAGCUUGCUUUUUUGUUGUUACUGUUUUUGUUUUUGAGACGGUCUCGCUGUUGCCAAGGCUGGAGUGUGAUGGUGCAAUCAUGGCUCACAGCAGCCUCAACCUCCCAGGCUCAAGUGAUCCUCCCACUCCAGCCUCCCAAGUAGCUGGGACCACAGGUGCAUGCCACCAUGCCCAGCUAAUUUUGUUGUUGUUACUUUUUUUUGUAGAGAUGGGAUUUUGCCAUGUUUCCCAGACUGGUAUGGCUUGCUUUGGAAAGAGGUUCUGGUUUCUACUACCUCCCUUGGGGAAAAGAAAUUCCAUUUUCUGUGACUCCCUUUGGAGGAGAAAGGGGCAGGAGACAGGAGGGCAGGAUACGGUCAGAGAGAGUCUUUGCUUCUGAGGCUGCUUCUGAGGCUUCCUAUUUUCCUUUAAUUCACAGCAUGCCAAGGAGCCAUAUUUUGGGUUAUUGCUUUCUGAUCCCCAGUAGGAGCCACUACCUUCUUGUUUUUCUUUUUUUGAGACAGGGUCUCUCUCUGUCACCCCAGCUGGAGUGCAAGGCAUGAUCAGGGCUCACUGCAAGUCUCAAACUACUGGGCUCAAGCAAUUGUCCCACCUCAGCCUCCCAGGAAGCUGGGACUACAGACAAGAGCUACCAUGCCCAGCUAAUUAUUUAUCCACUACUUUCUUAAACCAUAACAAAUAAUCAAGAAGUUUUCCCAGCUCCUAUGAACCAACUGCUUUGCUACCCAAACUGCAGAUGUGUCCAGCAGGACACAAUUAACUGCAGUUAGUAGGGGCAGGAUUGCUAUAAAAGUCUCAGUGCAUUCAUAUCCCACGUGGUUUUCCGCAUGUGUUAAUAACAAUGGUAGAAAACAAGCCAGUGAACUGUCAGGGUUCAAACUUGUUACCCAUGCACCACUACUAUGAAAACUCUUUUUUUUUUUUUUUUUUUUGAGACAGUCACUCUGUCACCCAGGCUGGAGUGCAGUGGCACGAUCACGGCUCUAUCUGCCAGCCUCAAUCUAUCCACCCACCUCAGCCUCCUGAGUAGCUGGGACUACACAUUUAUGCUACCAAAGCUAACUGAUUUUUAAAUUUCUUGUAGAGAUGAGGUCUCACCAGGGGGUCUCAAACUCCUGGGCUCAAGUGAUCAUCCCACUUUGGUCUUCCAAAGUGCUGGGAUUAAAGGCAUGAGUCAGCUGGGCACUGUGGCUCACGCACUUUGUAAUCUCAGCACUUUGGAAGUCCCAGGCAGGCAGAUCACAAGGUCAGGAGUUUGAGACCAGCCUGGCCAAUACGGUGAAACCCCAUCUCUACUAAAAAUACAGACAUUAGCCAGGUGUGGUGGUGGGCGCCUGUAGUCCAAGCUACUUGGUAGACUAAGAUAGAGAAUUGCUUAAAUCCAGAAAGUGGAGGCUGUAGUGAGCCGAGAUCAUGCCACUGCACUCCAGCCUGGACAACAGGGCAAUACUCUAUCUGGAAAAAAAAAAAAAGACAUGAAUCACUGUACCCAGCCACAUUAUUUCUGACAUCUUUUUGUAUAUAUGAAAUAUUUUACAAGUAAAGAUUUUUCCCAAACAUUCCAUUGGAUUUAGCCUGAGCUGGUGGUUGUCCAUGACUGCGGUUAGACUGCCUAUAGGGCAUGGGUGAACCCAGUUCUGGUAUGGGCUUAUUUGGGGCAGAUGUACUGGAUGUGGGGAGGAUGUUGCUAUAUGGGCUGUGAGGUUCUCUCCAAGUACCCCACACAGACCGUGGAUCCUCCUCACAAAGGAUGUGGUCGAGUACCCGACUCUGGUGCCAAACUCCCAUUUUGUUCUAAUCCACUACUCAGUCAGUAGCUGCGUGACUUGGGGCAAGUUAGCUAGCCUCCCUGUAUUUUAGUUACCUCAUUUGUAAAACGGGGGUGAUAAAAUUACCUAUUUCAUGGGGCCCUUACGAGGAUAAAAAAGGGAAUGCUUGUUCAGUGCUGAGCACAAUGCGUAGAACCUAGUUAAUGCUUUAUUAGGUUUUUUCUUUGUUUGCUUCUUAAGCAGAACACCUGUUUUUUGUUUGUUUGUUUGUUUGUUUUGAGACGGAGUUUCACUCUCGCCAGGCGCCAGGCUGGAGUGCAGUGGCCCAAUCUCAGCUCACUGCAACCUCCGCCUCCCGGGUUCAAGCAAUUCUCCUGCCUCAACCACCUGAGUAGCUGGGACUACAGGCGCGCACCACCACGUCCAGCUAAUUUUUGUAUUUUUAGUAGAGACAGGGUUUCACCAUGUUGGCCAGGAUGGUCUCGAUCUCUUGACCUUGUUAUCCACCCACCUCGGCCUCCCAAAGUGCUGGGAUUACAGGCGUGAACCACCGCGCCCCGCAAUUUUUUUUUCCGAUGGACUUUCGCUCUUGUUGCCCAGGCUGGAGCGCAAUGGUGUGAUCUCACACCUGUAAUCCCAACAUUUUGGGAAGCCAAGGUGGGCGGUUGGCUUGAACUCCAGCGUUUGAGACCAGCCUAGGCAACAUAGCAGGACCCCAUCUCUACAAAAAAAGAAUUAACAGGGUGUGGUGGUGCACCCCUGUAGUUCCAGCUACGUGGGGGGCUAAAGUGGGAAGAUUGCUUGAGCCCAGGAUAUUGAGACUGCAGUGAACCCUGAACUCCCGCCUGGGUGACGGAGCGAGACCCGGGUGUUCCCGGGUAGGGGAGAACAGAGGAAAGGGCCUAUUUGUGCUAACUCGGAGAGUUUUUCUCUGGUGUGGGUGCAGUUACCUGGGAGAACACCAGAUGGCAGCAAAACAUUAUUCCUUAGUGGUAGAGCACAGCCCACUUUGCAUCAGCCGCCCUCGGAUUUCCCAAGGGACCUGCAAAGGGCCUUGAGGGCACACUCACUACCCCUCUAACCAGGCUGCGCUAAACGGUACCAAACCACCGCUGAUUCAUUGUGGUCUGCGCCCUUGUUCUGACCAGAGUGAUUAUCACUGAAGACUUUUUUUUUUUGAGACGGACUCUUGCUCUGUGGCUCAGGCUGGAGUGCAGUGGCACAAUUUCAGCUCACUGCAACCUCCAUCUUCCAGGUUCAAGUGAUUCUCCUGCCUCAGCCUCCUAAAUACCUGGGCACAGGUGCAUACCACCACAUCUGACAAAUUUUUGUAUUUUUAGUAGCGACGGGGUUUUACCAUGUUGGCCAGACUGGUCCUGAGCUCCUGAUCUCAAGUAAUCCAUUGGCCUUGGCCUCCCAAAGUGCUGGGAUUACAGGCGUGAGCCACCAGGCCUGGCCAAUCACUGAAGACGUUCUUCGAUGUGGAACUACUUUGCCAAAGAUUAUGAGUGAUUUUGAGGCUUUGAUACAUAUUGUUGAAUUGGCCUCUGGAGAAAUUGUGCGGAUUGAUACCAAACCGAGAGUGGGAUGGGUGUCCCUGCCCUGCACUAAUAUUGGGUAUUGUUAUUUUUAAAAAUAUUUGCCAAGGUGGAGGAUUUUAAAAAGAUUUUUCAUUAGCAUCUGUUUGCAAGGUUAAACAUGUAAAAAAUAUUUCUUUUCUUUUUUUCCUUUUUUUUUGAGAUAAGAGUCUUGCUCUGUCAUCCAGGCUGGAGUACAGUGGUGCUGUCAUACUCACUGUAGUUUCAAACGUCUAGGCUCAAGCAAUCCUCCUGCCUCAGCCUCCCAAAGCGCUGGGAUAACAGUUGUGAGCUUGAACCCAGGAGGCGGAGGUUGCAGUGAGCUAAGAUCACGCCUCUGCAUUCCAGCCAGGUCGAUGGAGUGAGACUCUGUCUCAAAAACAAACAAAAAAACACCUCUUGUGGUAGAUGUGUUUUUUUGUUUUGUUUUGUUUUUGGAGACGGAGUCUUACUCUUUCGCCAGGUUGGAGUGCAGUGGCACGAUUUCGGUUCACUGCAACCUCCAUCUCCUGGAUUCAAGCAAUUCCCCUGCCUCAGCCUCCUGAAUAGCUGGGACUACAGGCACGUACCACGACACCCGGCUAAUUUUCUGUAUUUUAGUAGAGAUGGGGUUUCACCAUGGCCAGGAUGGUCUUGAUCUCCUGACCUCAUGAUCUACCUGCCUCAGCCUCCCAAAGUGCUGGGAUUACAGGCGUGAGCCACCAUGCCCAGCGGUAUAUGUGUCUUUUAUAAAACCACUUAAAAAUAUAUAUAUUUACACACACAAGAAUUUAAAAAAAAAUAUAUAUAUAUAUAUAAAUAUAUAAAUACAUAUGAAGUCUCACUCUGUCACCAGGUGGGAGUGCAGUGACGUGAUCUUGGCUCACAGCAACCUACACCUCCUGGGUUCAAGCAAUUCUCCUGCCUCAGCCUCCCAAGUACCUGGGACUACAGGCGUGCGCCACCAUGCCUAGCUAAUUUUUGUAUUUUUAGUAGAGAUGGGGUUUCACCGUGUUGGCCAGGAUGGUCUCAAUCUCUUGACCUUGUGAUCCACCCACCUCAGCCUCCCAAAGUGCUGGGAUUACAGGCAUGUGCCACAGCGCCCGGCCUUAGAAGUAUAUUUUUAAGGUGGGAAAUACAAUGUAUUUUCCCUCUUGGGAAAGUUUCCCUUGAUUCUAUAAACUCCUGGGGUCUGGUGCUGUAGCCCACUGCUCACACUCUUGGCUAUCUCAGAUGCGUUUUCUAUUUCAUGUCCCCUCAGACAUGAUGUUUGUGUGGUGUUUGCAUAAUGGCCUUCCAACAUUUCUUGUUGAAUUCUUUCAGGCUUAUCUUGAUCAUAACGAGUGAAUCUGCCACUAUGCAAGGCUUCAGCCUUUAGCAUUUCACAUGAGUAAUAUCCACUGAGCUAGGGGUUGAGAAGCCUGACUUUUAAUCUUGGCUCUGCCCCAGACAAGUGUGAACUUGGCUAAGUCACUCUUGCUCUGGGGGCCUCCUUCUGUCUUCUAUAAAGUGAAUGUGUUAGGUGAUCUCUAAAGUUCCUUCUGGUUUUGAAUGUCUAACUAUAGAAGCCACGGUGACACGUUGGCUUUCUAGGAGUUCCAAGGAAUCAUUAGCAUCAUUAACAACAAACGGGUUUAAUACUGAGCUUGCUCUACAAUUGCUAAUCCACUGAUUCAUGCAGAAUUGAAAAUGAUCAUGACCUUUUACCAAAACCUAUUAGCUUAAUAAAUCUGUGGUUUUUUUUUUUUUUUUGAGACAGGCUCGCACUGUCACCCGGGCUGGAGUGCAGUGGUGCGAUCUCGGCUCACUGUCACUGCAACUUCUGCCUUCCAUGUUCGAGGGAUUUUCCUGCCUCAGCCUCCUGAGUAGCUAGGAUUACAGACGCCUGCCACCAUGCCCAGAUAAUUUUUUUGUAUUUUUAGUAGAGAUGGGGUUUCACCAUGUUGGCCAGGCUGGUCUCAAACUCCUGACCUCGUGAUUCACUUGCCUCAGCCUCCCAAAGUGCUGGGAUUAUAGGCAUGAGCCACCCUGACCAGCCUGCUUUUUGUUUUUUAACGAGUGUUAGGGUUCCUAGAUUGUUUUUGUUGUUGUGAUUAAGCAAAUUUUAGCUAAACUGGGUCCUAUCAACUGAGUUUCCUUGUAGCUGGAUUCCUCAGGCUGUCACAUCUGUGGUUUUUGUUCGUUUGUUUGUUUUUUUGGCUACAUUAAGCUGAGUCUAUUCAGAUGAGUCAGAAUGUAAAGUGAAUAUGUGUACAAAGCUCGACUGCCUUGCUGGGUGAAACUUACCACAUUGCAGAGCCUUGUGAGACCUACAUUACUCCCACUGAAAAACAUAGCUACCAUCAGCAACAAUGAGGGCUAAAUUUGUGUUAAUCUAAUCCUACAACUUCAUUUUACAGGUAAGAACACUGAGGCCAGGAGAAGUUGAGUGACCUGUCGAUACUCACACAACAUGGGAGAAUCAGAGCCCAUGGCAUCAGAACCUGUGAGCUUGGGAGAUAUCAGAAGAGGCCUGAUUUGCAGUUAAGCAUUUGCCAAAGAUCAGCGGCAUGAUUUAGGCAAGUCAUUUUCCCGGUUGAUUCAAGUGAAUUAACAGAACAAAACACAAAUUUUCUAGGUUCCUUAUCUAUUUUGUGGAUUGAAAAUAGGGUCUAGGUAAAUUGGCAGACAUAGAACUUCCUGGUGAAAUAAAUGUGACACAGCUGGAUACAAAAAUCAAGAUACGAUUUUACUCAUUUUGUCAUUUUUAUCAUUUUCUGAGGGAUAUUUACAGCUUAAUGUGUCUUCACAGUAGUGAUGUUUGAAGUGGCAAUUAUUUUCCUCUUAGGAAGAUUUUGCAAAAGAAUACAUUACCCUUUACUAAGUGCUGUUGUUGAGCAGAAGUGAAGCUGAGGAAACCUGCAUGAGCUCUAAGGACCUCAGCACUCACUAAUAGGUCUAAAAACUUAAUGAGCACUAAUGGGCAUGAAAGGCAACGCUUAUUAAUUUUUUUCUGGAAUGAAGAGAACUCCAUGAAUAUAAGCUUACUAUCAUCAGAGCAGCUUCUGGUGUAGAUAUUUUGUGUUUUAUUUUUAUUUUUAUUUUUUUUGAGACGGAGUUUUGCUUUUGUUACCCAGGCUGGAGUGCAAUGGCGCGAUCUCGGCUCACCUCAACCUCUGCCUCCUGGGUUCAGGCAAUUCUCCUGCCUCAGCCUCCUGAGUAGCUGGGAUUACAGGCACAGGCCACCGUGCCCAGCUAAUUUUUUGUAUUUUUAGUAGACACGGGAUUUCACCAUGUUGACUAGGAUGGUCUCGAUCUCUUGACCUCGUGAUCCAUCCACCUCAGCCUCCCAAAGUGCUGGGAUUACAGGUGUGAGCCACCGUGCCUGGCCCGAUAUUUUGUGUCUUAAAUUAACCUAGUCUUCUUUAAUCAUAGAAGUAAUGUAGAAAUAUGACAAAACCAAAAAAGUUCCAAAAGUAUAAGAUGAAAAUCAGAAGUAUCCCUUUUGGCCCAACCCAGUGAUACUCACUUCUGUGGUCUCAAUGUUUAUGGACCCUCCAAAUUUAUAUGUUGAAAUCCUGAUCCCUAAAGUGAUGAUAUUAGGGGUGUGAACCUAUUAGAGUGUUAGGAGGUGGGUGUUGAUUAGGUCAUGAGAGCAGAGCACACCCCCUCUUCCCAUCCCUUGUUUUCUUUCUUCUUUUUGAGACAGCGUCUCACUCUGCCUCCUAGGCCAGAGUGCAGUAGCACAAUCAGGUCAAUGAAAUCUCAAACUCCUGGGCUCAAGCAAUCCUCCAGCCUCAGCCUCUCAAGUAGCCAGGGCUAUAGGUACACACCACUAUGCCCAGCUAAUUUUAAUUUUUUGGUAGAAAGGGUCUUGCUAUUGCUGCCCAGACUGGUCUCAAAUUUCUGGCCUCAAGCAAUCCUCCCACCUUAGGCUCCCAAAGCUCUGGGCUAAUAGACAUGAGCCACUAUGCCUGUCCCAGAGCCUUUUUAAAAGAUUAGUGCCCUCAUAAAAGAGGCCUGGGACAGCUGCCUUGCCCCUUCCAUCACGUGAAGACACAGUGAGAAGGCUCCAUCUAUGAGCCAGAGAGUUGGCCCUCACCAGACCAUUUUGCCAGUGCCUCAACUAGUCCUUUUCAACUUCUGGAACUAUAAGAAAUAAAUUUCUGUUGUUUAUAAACUA
This is a messenger RNA of Callithrix jacchus (white-tufted-ear marmoset), 10959 nucleotides long. The record is from RefSeq and is a predicted model, not a curated record. Lineage: Eukaryota; Metazoa; Chordata; Mammalia; Primates; Cebidae.